Messenger RNA from Xenia sp. Carnegie-2017, 2364 nucleotides. RefSeq names its product ESF1 homolog. The transcript is spliced from 17 exons. Gene Ontology annotation, cellular component: nucleus. The record is from RefSeq and is a predicted model, not a curated record. Gene Ontology annotation, biological process: rRNA processing. Bases 214 to 2274 code for a protein of 686 amino acids. NCBI's taxonomy places the organism in Eukaryota, Metazoa, Cnidaria, Anthozoa, Malacalcyonacea, Xeniidae. Gene Ontology annotation, molecular function: RNA binding.
AAACAAGUGUUUAAGAAUCAUUUUAUUUCUGUUAAAAAAAAACGGAGAAAUCUAAAUUUGAUUUUUUACAUGUCCUUGAUUAGAUUGGACAUUUGACCCAAGUGGUAAUAAUUAUGUGAAGUAUCCAAUACGUCAAGUAAUACGGUAUAUUAACGUUUUCCCAAUAUGGCGAAAUAUUUCAAGGCAUGUGCAUAGCUGAAUAUAUAUACUAAAAUGAUGGAUAUCGACGAAAGAUUUUCACACAUAAAGAAAGAUCCUCGUUUUAGGAUUAUACCCAACAAGAAAAAGAAAGUGAAGAUCGAUUCAAGAUUCCAGCAGAUGUUCAAUGAUGAAGAUUUCAAUACAAAAUAUUUUGUUGACAAACGGGGACGAAAAGUCAAGGAGAGUGCAUCAGAAGAUCUUUCCAAAUUUUAUGAAAUAUCUGAUGAAGAUGAACAAAUUGUUAAACCUUGUUCAGGUGAUCUUGAAAGCAGGGACAGUGAGAAGUUUUCAGAGGUCAUUCCCGAGGACAAAACUAAGCAAAAGAACAAUGCCAGGAGGAAGCAUAGUGUUGAAGUCAAGGAAAAUGGAAAAAGUAAAAAAAUACAUAAAAAUGAAACAAAAAACAAGAAUAUGACAUUGUCUCCAACAGAACAUGAAGUUAUGAAGAGUUUCCAAAAUCAAACUAAUGAUAACUGGCAUGACUUUGAUGCCAAUGUACCCAUGACUGAAGAAGCAACUCGUCGUCUAGCAGUUUGCAAUAUGAAUUGGGAUAAAAUAACAGUAGACGAUCUUUAUGUUCUCCUACAUUCCUUUGUACCAUCUGGCGGCAGUAUUUUAUCAGUAAAAAUUUAUCCUUCAGAUUUUGGAUUGGAAAGGAUGGAAAGAGAAGAUGAAAUUGGACCAAUGGAACUUGUCGCGGAACGUGAAGAUCAUGAUGAAGCAAGUGAACAUGACCAGGUUCUUGAAGAGGAAUUUGAUGAGGACGAGUUGCGUCGUUAUCAAAUUAAUAGAUUGAAAUAUUUCUAUGCCGUUGUUGAGUGUGACGCGCCUGAAACAGCAGAAAAGAUAUAUGAGGAAUGCAACGGUUUGGAAUACGAAGCGAGCUCUUCCCUUGUCGAUCUCAGAUUCAUUCCUGAUCACAUGACUUUUGAGAGAAAGCCUACGUCACAAGCGACCGAAAUGCCAUCGAUAGAAAGCUACAAACCUUCAGAGUUCAUCACAACAGCUUUACAACAGUCGACCGUACGCUUGACCUGGGACGAGACAGAUCCUCGUCGUGUACAAACGACAAUGAGAAACUUCAGUAAAGAUGAUCUACUUGACAUUGAUUUCAAAGCUUAUCUUGCUUCGUCCAGUGAUGACGACAGCGCUCGUGCAUCUGAGGAGUCUGGUGACGAGGAAGAGGAUAAGAAAAUCGCUAAAUACAAGGAGAUUCUUGGAGAAAUAAAGAAAAAAGAAGAGCCAGAGGAAAAGGAAAUGGAGAUCACGUGGGAUGUUGGCUUGAAGGCGUCAGCCGAAGAAUUGGUGAAGAGAAUAAAAGAUGAGACGUCACGAAAAGAAUUGACGCCUUGGGAAAGUUAUCUCAAAACAAGAAAAAAUAAAAAACGAAAGAAGCAGCAGGAAAAGCUGAAGGAAAAUAACGAUGACGACGAACUACCGGCUGAUGUUGAUCUUAGUGAUCCAUUUUUUGCUGAAGAAAGGACAGGUACAGUAGGGAUCAUUAAGGAACUUAGCAGUAAUGUUUGUGUUUCAACCAAUCCGUCUUUUCCAAUUAAGGCUGAACUUCAGUUGCUCAUGAUGGACGACGAUGACGAUCGUGAGCACUUCAAUUUAAAGUCAAUAAUGAAGAAUGAAAAGUCGAGGAAGAAACGAAAGCAAAAGACCGAGGAAAAUAUGAAAGAUAAUUUUGAAAUCAAUGUUAACGACAGCCGUUUCUCCGCUUUAUAUUCUUCUCAUCUUUUUGCUGUGGAUCCUUCUGAUCCUCAAUUUAAAAAAACAAAAGCAAUGGACUCAAUAAUCCGUGAGAAACAGCGCCGUUCUGAAAACAAAAAUAAUGAAAUGAACACAAAUAGAAUUGAGAAGAAAAAAAUUCAAAAUUGUGAUGAAAAAAGACUUGUUGACCCUGGACUCACUGCACUCAUCAAAAGUGUCAAGUCUAAAGCUGGAAAAUGCAAGGGGAAAAGGGGAAAUGAACACAUGAAAAUAGCAAUUGAUCAUGAUGGAUGCAUUACGAUACAAUGUUCUAAAAGUUCCUUUCAUUUAUGUCGUUUGACAAUGUACGUAUGGAAGUGAUCCUAUCCUAAAUAUUACAUAGGCAAUGAUGCAGGACAAGACAUAUAUUUGUACAAGAUCAAACCAAGCAAAUAAGAUUAACAGAAUUUA